This is a messenger RNA of Gregarina niphandrodes, 2412 nucleotides long. RefSeq lists its product as hypothetical. The transcript has 2 exons. The record is from RefSeq and is a predicted model, not a curated record. The coding region runs from base 1 to 2412 and encodes 803 amino acids. Lineage: Eukaryota; Apicomplexa; Conoidasida; Eugregarinorida; Gregarinidae.
AUGAAACAUAGCUACGCUGAGCAGUGUCGGAUAUUGGUCCAAAACGGGGGGUGUUUACUGAAACAAGCCGAAUGGGUUGAGCCUGAAUUUGAACGUCACAAAUGGACUACAGUAAGUUUAUUGGUACCAAUAACUGAAGAAGACGGAGAUCUGUUUCUGGCGUUGGAGGCGUGCGCGGAGAGACUCGCGGGCGAGUAUCAAUGGAGACACUUCCUUGCGGACGAGGUAGGCCCGUUACCGGAUGCGAGCGUUAAACCCUGUUGUUCAUCCGGCAGCGCGGAUGAUUGCGGCGCGAUGAGUACUGCGACAUCCUCCACGCUGACAAGUCAGAACGAAGUUCCUGCUCAGAUGGCCUCCGUUCCUGAUGAGAUCGACACCAUUCCCGCUGAAAUAGCCACAAUUCCCGAUGAGUGGGACAAAAUCAGCGAUGAGGUUGACAAUAUCUUCGACGAGGAGGAGGAGGAGGAGGACACAAUCUCCAAUGGGGAGCACACAAUCUCCGAUGAGGAGAAGUCUGGUUCACCGCCACGACUAUUUAGGUGCCUGUGCUGGUCCGUCGCGCUUUUUAUGGACUGCCGAAUGCUCCACCGGAUCAUGUAUCAGAUGAUCAAUGGGCCGUACGACCCAUUGGACACUAGGUACGCACCGAACCCCUUCAUCAACCAGACGGAAAGUUCUGGUUGCCGUGAGCCAAUUUGGCACCAGAACAUGCCGACUGUCGGGCUCGACCAUCGCUGUCUGGACCCCGUUGUCGAGUUCCGUCAGCUUGACUCGUACUCAGUUGAUGGAAUGCAGACCACCAGCGGGUCCAACAGGUGGCCAGAUACCGAUGACAGCUGGUUGCAUAAGGACGACAGGUGGCCAGAGACCAACAGUCGGCCAGCAGUUUCGGACGGUCAUAUAUCCCGCCCUUGGACGUGUAACCCCCAUCUACCCGUCUCACUUCUCGACCCGGAAUCCCGGCAGUUGGCGCCCGUCCAUUCUGUGUGCAGAAUUGACUGGUGCCAAGCGGGGUGGUGGUGCCGAACUGAGUGGACUGGCCUUGGGGAUGAUGAGCUCGCGGUUACGGCAGUGCUGGAUGUUUCAGAACCGCUUGGUGACAGUGAAACCGAGGAGGCUGAGGCUCUGGACCCCCCAGUUGCGGAAGGACUUAGAGCCGCUGACGACGAUCGCCGACACGUGGCAGGACCGCUGGACGAGGACCUGGACAUCGCCGGACCGCCUUCGCUGACUGGAGUACCAGACCCAAGUGGAGGGCCCAAGUCGAGGUCAGAACCAACGUCAGAGUCGGAGCCUGGCGAGGUGGCAUGUCGGGACCUGGCCGACCCAUCUGUGAUGGAGGAGCGUUCUAUGGUCGAGGAGGGCUCUAUGAUCGAGGAGGGCUAUGUGGCCGAAGACCAGGUGAUGGGCUUUGAAGGGCCACCGGAGGAAUACGGGGAGGAUCAGGUGGAGCAUGCAAAAGAAGGCAUGGAGCUCAUUGAGUACGAAGGCGGAAUUCAUGAGGACAAUCUUCGGGAGAAGAGUUCUCACAAAAACGGGCUGGAAGGAGACGAACUUGUGGGCAACGAAACCAAGAGCAAGGGAACCGACGGACUUGAGGACAGUGAUCCUGCUGAGAACGCAUAUGAUGACUGGCCGGUACCGCAGGCGAUUUUACCUCUUUGUGUGGAGGACCGGAUUCCGAUCGACCCACUUUAUCUCCUGGAGGACCAAGGGGCAGUCUCGAAGGAAGCAUCGUCGGAGGAAGCAUCGUCGGAGAAAGCACCGUCGGAGAAAGCACCGUCGGAGGAAACAUGGCCUCUUCUCGGUGAGGCAUUGUUUCAGGACCCCGGUGAGGGACCGCAGCAGGACAUGGGGCCGGAGAUGGAAGGUGAGGGGUUGGGCGGAUAUCUUGAGGUAGCUACGCAGACCGGUCAACCUCAGGAGUCGGAUCAGCGUGAAGACUCAGAUGAGGAGUUGAACUUAGGAAUGGCGGACCCGCUCCAGGCCGGGGAUGCUACGCAGACCGGGGACGUCGUCGAGCUGAUACAUGUGGCCGCUCCUCUUGCUGAAGUGUAUGGUGUUGAUUGUUGUGGCGAAGUUGAAGCUUGUUCUGGUGAAGCUGGUGAAGGUGAGGAGAUGGCUCAAGAGGCCCGUCCUCCCGAAGAGAUCUUCGCGGCGGAAGUCGUGGAAACUCCAGCGUCGUGUCGCGGAUCGGACCUCAGUACUUGUUCCGGCGACUGGCCCCGGGAAGGCCUGGGGUGGUUGGAAUCUUGGUUGGAAGGGUGGGUGGAGUUAGCGCGAACGGCUAAGGGCGCGGGGGCUCAGUCCUCAGAGCCAGACUUGGGUGCGUUGGGUGUUGUAGCGAGUCUCUUGUACGUGGUCGCCGGCGCCGUUUGGCCGUCGAUAGGUCCUCUAACGUUUUUCAGCUAA